Molecule: messenger RNA, 3133 nt
Organism: Nothobranchius furzeri (turquoise killifish)
Lineage: Eukaryota; Metazoa; Chordata; Actinopteri; Cyprinodontiformes; Nothobranchiidae
Gene: haus6
Product: HAUS augmin-like complex, subunit 6
Biological process (GO): spindle assembly
Cellular component (GO): mitotic spindle microtubule; HAUS complex
Molecular function (GO): microtubule binding
Source: RefSeq, a predicted model, not a curated record
UCGCCGGAUGGAUGUACUUGUAACAACAUCCGGAUCACGAUUGGAAAAUUGGCGGUUUGUAUUCGCGUUUUGUGUCGUUGUCGUGUAUGUAUCGUAAAACUUAACUAAACGGUGUGGAUAUCAGGAUAUACCUCCUAGCUGUUUUACCUUCUGUUUCCUCUUUUUAUUUUGACGGAAAAAAUGCGUUUUAAAGACAGUUUAUACAGCCAGGUAACAUAGAAGUUAGCAUCGAAGCUAGCGAGCUCGGUGGCGUCUGUAGAGAUCGACUCUGGACACCUCACCUCAUCUUCCUGCUUUUAUUCACCCAUCCCUAAACAAUGACGACCUCGACGUUACAACAAAAGGAAAACGGACAGUACUUGUGGUUUGCUCUUCUCGGACUGGGGUUUCAACCGGAUGCUGCGGCUUCAGGACUCAGCAAAGCCAACAUUAAGCAUCUAAACUUGGGGCCGAAUAUGUUCGAUAAACCCAACAAAGACGCCUUCUACAUCGUCACCGUUUACUUGCUGAAGAAACUCAACCCAACGAGAUUUCACGAAGCUUACAGGAAUUGCUGGCCUGUUUUGAACCAUAAAGCAGAUGCAGAGUUUCGCAAAACUACCUGCGCCUGGCUGCGAGAAAUUAUGGAGCAGACGGCAAAUGCAGGAAUCAAAGUGGUGGCCUCCUUGUUUCUGUCCCCCGGAGGCCCCAAGUUCCUCAGCUUGAUGCUUCAUUUGGCCACACACGUCAUGCUGCAGGAAAUGAAGACCUUCAGCACAGGUGACGGCUGGGUUCCCGAGGCGGCGGCGGUGCCGACCUCCAGCUUGGACAUGGCCGUUAACAGAUUCAGUCUGACCCGUACGAGGUUUCUACAGGCUGCCGUUGAUCAGGACCGUUUUCUCCACGAGUACCAGAGGCGAGCUCAGUGUUUGGUGAAGUCUGAGCGGGACAUCAGAGCGGAAGGUGCCAAGUACGACGAGCUGCUUAAGCGUUUCCCCUCUGACUCUGCUCCGGAUGAAGGAUCUUUCUGUGGGAAGGUCAGAGAGGUCCGAGCUUUAUGGUCAGACAUCGAAGCGAUGCUGUCCGCUAUCAGAGAGGAGCAGAGCGCCGUGGAAAGUGUUCUGAGAGGGGAUGUGGACCAGCAUGUCCUGGAUGGGACGGAUAGAGCCCUAAAUAUCCCUCGCUGCCUCCAGGAGAGGGUUGAACAGCUCCCCCAUCAGUUAAAUUCAGGGAACGUUUAUGAAGACGGACAGCUGAACCUCCUCUGUGUGAUGGAGUUGACCAACCACGCCUUGCGGCUCCUGAAGGAAGAACGUCGUCGUGUUCCUCCUCUCUCCAGAUCCCAGAUCAGUUCUCAGAACCUGCAGGAGAAGUGUCUUAAGAUGUCCCGGGUGCUGCGGGACCUUCAUCUGAUCAGGCAGAAACUUUCCAAGGAAGAGAUUCCAGAGGUCUGGAGUGCCAUCAGAGAGCUGGAGGCUGACUGGGACAAGAGGUGGAUGGAUACAUUAAAAGAAACGCCUCUUGUUUCCUUCCUCAACAAGGAUCCUGCUUUUAGUUUCCUGUCGCCGAUGGCCCCGCUGACCUUUGACCCGGCUGCUGAAGCCACUUACAGGAGUAGCGUGUUUUCUCAGUUCCCCGCCAAGCUUCCUGAUGGGAAGCCGGCAGAGAGGAAACCAGAGGAAGACGGGAACGCCAGGAGGUUCUCAGCAACAACGGAGAUGUUGGAUGUUCCUGCUGUCCCCACGGCAAAUACGUCUCUGGACUGGCUUUUUGACACUCAGUCAACCUUUCCUCUAAAGGCACCACCUGGACCACCACUCCAGACCAGUGUGAGGAAGACGACUCAUCAGAAGACGGCUCCAUUAAAGACCAAAACUCAGAUCUUUGACCUGGAAUGUGAAAACCUUGCAGAUCAGUUUGCAGAGGCUGUAGCUUCAGCCAGUCCUUCGGGUGGAAAAGGUGAAGGUUUGGAUCUGGAGAAUCUUCUCGGCAUCUAUCAGAGAGAUCCCUUUUCUACUAGGAAGCAGCUGCCUCGAACACCCGAGAGCUUAAUUAUGGAUGUGAAAAGCUCCUGGAGAAAAGCUGUUGAAGAUCAAGCUAGAACGAGUUUCCAUUCUUCUGAGCUGAUCAGCAGUGUUGCUGUUGGACAACGUCCGCUCAGUCAGCCUGAAAAUGUGAGCUCCGACUCCCCCGCUCAGGCCGUCUCCUGCACCGCCGUCCCUUCUGUCUCAGAUCAGGACAGCCCUUCUGCCUGCCAGCAGAGGGUCGCUCCCAAGGCCUCUCUUCUGUGGGAGGGGCUCGAAGCAGAGGUCCUCGACAGCCCGAGCGGCACCGGCAGCAGCGUCAUCCAGUUCAGCCUCGAGCACGAAACCCUCCCCGAACUGCCGAGCUGUGACAGUCUGAGUCUUGAGGACGAAGUUGUGGAUGUGACGAGCGAGGAGGAUGAAGAGGUUCUCAUUCGUUCUCUGACGCUAAAGCAGUUCACGCCUCGUCGGGAUCCGAACCAGCAAUCGAGCAGCGGUGGCUUCUCCUUGGAAAGCAUGAGGAUAAACAAGAGUCUUCUCUCAGAUUCCAGGGACAAAGACUUUCUGAUGGAACCCGAAGCAUCAGCAGAAAGAACCAGCAAUGUGUUUUCACUAGAUCUGGAUUCACUGGAGACACCUUCACCUGUCAAACAAGACUACGCCCUCCCUAAACUGAUCACCUUCUCCCCUAUAGACGACAUGAAAUGUUAGCCACUUAUCAGGAUCCACUCUUCAGCUCUUAACUCUUAAUUAUUGUGUAAUAAAUGUGCAUAACUGUAAAAUAAACCACACCUGCUGCACUCUGAGGUAGUUUUAAAUGGGAUUUUAUUGAUGUAAUAAAGCUGAAGACUUGAACUCAUUGUUUAGGAAUAAUUUCUGACUUGUAUGUUAAGCUUGUACAUAACUGUAAAAAAAUAAAAUGUUGAAUUAACUUAACCUAGUUAAGCACAUUGGUUACACUAAACCUAGCUACUUCAAUUUAAAGAGUCAUUAUUUUCUAAGUAAAUGUAUAUUACUUUUUUAUUUAAGCAACUAAGUUUAGUGAAACCAGUUGACAGAAGUUAUUUCACAGUUGCAUUUUUUUGGAGUGUGCCGAGUAAACAUGAAAUAAAUGAAAGUUGUGUAAAUCA